Messenger RNA from Lodderomyces theae, 777 nucleotides. RefSeq lists its product as uncharacterized. NCBI's taxonomy places the organism in Eukaryota, Fungi, Ascomycota, Pichiomycetes, Serinales, Debaryomycetaceae. The transcript has a single exon. The record is from RefSeq and is a predicted model, not a curated record. The coding region runs from base 1 to 777 and encodes 258 amino acids.
AUGUCCAACGACAAAAAGCAAGAGCCACCACCGGUUAAACUAACAGACCCUAAACAACUAACCACAAUAUACAAAAAGAACGGCACGUUUGAUGCCAAAAGAAAAGAACUUCUAUCCGAUUUCAAACAAUCGGAAACAUGUCAAAACUUGCUACUUAAAUUACAAAUCAUGGUGGAGUCCAAAGUCAAAGCUGAUCCUCUGAUAUUAAUGAAGAAUAAAGGUAAGGUGGCUGCUUUGAUACAGGGUGAAAUUGUUAAUCAAUCAAGUUCGAAGGAUACGGCAGCAUCACAUAUAAACACUAACGAUAACAGCGCUGCUGCUGAAGGCGACAACGCGGCCAAAGACGAGGCCGGGAUUUUGAGCAUUGUAGAUAAAGAUAUCCAAGAGAAUGUAAUUGAUUCUUCAUCCUUUCAUGAGUCAGUAAAGGAGGAAUUGAUGGAUGUACAACGGAAACUCAUGGGUAUCAGUGAUGAAGAGUUUGAAAAGAUGAAACAGGAACUACGAGCCAAGAGGGAAAAGAAGGAGAAAGAUGCAUUGAAUAGGAAAUUGAGGUUGGAGAAGGAGAAAAUGGAGUUGGAUUAUCGAAAUAAUUUCAAAAUUAAGGAUUUGGCGAACGGGAGUAUUGCAACUAACGCACAUCGUGUGAAUAAAGUUCCACGGAUCAAUUUGAAGAGCAGUACAAGUAAUGGUGGUGGUGGUGGUGGUGGUGACGGUGGCGACUCCGUGUCCGAAGCCAAAGUUGAAAAGAAGAAGAAAGUGACCAAGAUGAUGUACUGA